Molecule: messenger RNA, 1680 nt
Organism: Pungitius pungitius (ninespine stickleback)
Lineage: Eukaryota; Metazoa; Chordata; Actinopteri; Perciformes; Gasterosteidae
Product: presenilin-associated rhomboid-like protein A, mitochondrial
Exons: 10
Coding region: 83-1213 (376 amino acids)
Cellular component (GO): membrane
Molecular function (GO): serine-type endopeptidase activity
Source: RefSeq, a predicted model, not a curated record
GGAGGUUUUAGAAGAGUCCUUGAACGCAACAUUCGUUCCCCGUGUUUGUGGGAGGGGCUUCGGGCAGGAGGUCAUCACAAACAUGGCGUGGCGAGGAUGCGUAAUCAAAUGGGCUAAAACAGAGUUCCUCAGGUCCACCAACAGUACUCCACGAGCGACCAGACUGAAUCCCCAUCACCAACAGAGGUGUGGUUUCCGUCGAGAUGCCAAAAGGCCAGAUACAAAUAAAGGAAAUGUCACCAGAGAAACCAAGCCCACCCCCUCUGAGGCUGGCAUACCGGGACCCCCACCGCCCCUCAAGGUCCCCAGGCCCCCGCUCUUCAAACCGCUGAUGUUCACAGUUGGGUUUACAGGUUUCUCCUUUGGUGCGGCGGCCAUUCUGCAGUAUGAGACGUUGAAGUCGAGAGUUCAGAACGCGACGGACGCGGAGGAGUCGGAAAAGCUCGUGCAGGGGUCUCAGGACAUGGCGUACUGGCACGACUGGUGGAACCAGUUGUCGGGCUUCCAGCAGCAGCUUCUCCUCCUGUUGUCCAUGGUGGACGACUUCUGGAGCAGCCUCACAGAGGGGCAGAGGACCGUUACCGGCAUCAUCGCUGUGAAUGCUGUUGUACUGUGCUGCUGGCGGAUCCCGUCCAUGCAAAGAACCAUGAUUAAGUACUUCACGUCCAACCCAGCCUCCAAAACACGGUGCCUUCCCAUGAUCCUGUCCUCCUUCAGCCAUUACUCCUUCAUCCACAUGGUGGCCAACAUGUACGUCCUGUGGACGUUCUCAUCAGGACUUGUCUCUCUCUUAGGCAGGGAGCAGUUCCUUGCAGUCUACCUGUCUGCUGGUGUGAUUUCCACUAUGCUCAGCUACAUUUGUAAAACCGCAUCGGGACGUCUCCAUCCAUCCUUAGGAGCAUCGGGUGCCGUCAUGGCGGUGCUGGCUGCAGUGUGUGCAAAAAUGCCAGAGGCUAAACUGGGCAUAAUCUUCCUUCCCAUGAUCACUUUCACUGCAGGAAAUGCUCUUAAAGCUCUUGUUGCCAUAGAUACAGCCGGGCUCCUACUGGGAUGGCGGCUGUUUGACCACGCAGCUCACCUCGGCGGUGCCCUCUUUGGAAUAUGGUACGUGUCCUAUGGUCACAAGCUGAUUUGGAGGAAGAGGGAGCCCCUGGUGAAGCUGUGGCAUGAAAUGCGUUCUCCAGCUGCCGGUGGAUCGAGGCCCGGGGGUUGAUGGUAGUGGACCUGGAACCCAAUGAGACACUGAGAGGUUUCCUGACUCCUCCGUCAAAGAACUGGAGUACAACGUUACCCCAGAACAUGCAGGGACACCAAGAGUGACUCGGGUGUUAUUGUUUAUUGAUAAAUAUAGCUUUUGGUUCAAGGUGAUUGAGACAUGUCAGGACAUUGUGACAGGUCAGGUCUCUCAAUCCAGAUGUUUAAUGCGAGGACUGAAAACAUCUGCUUCCAUACAGGUGUAUCCGUUACACUACAAAAUGAAAAGGAUCCCCGCUGUUCUAGCUGUAAACAAUCUGACGAUGUUUAACCUUCAAGCCUUCAUGUUGGAUGUCACCUUUCCACAUUGUGGAAAACAUUUGCAGGAGCCUGAGCAGACAAACCCGAACAGUUCAGUGAUUCAACGUAAUAUACAGUCCUGUGGGCUGGUCUUAUGUUGCCAUUAAAACUGGAGUUUUUAACAGA